AUCAUCGUCCUUCAAGGAGUCUUUCUGUUUUCAAAAAUAUCACUAGUCUACUUAAAAAACCUAAGCAGAAUCAUCAAAAAUUUCUCUUGAUUUAGUACUGAAGUUUAUACUAAAACCACUGAAGAUAGCUGCAACUACAAGAUGGACUCUCACAACCCAACCUCUUUCGCCGACCACGGUUUGACUUUCCAAAAUGUCACGUACUCGGUCUCCCCGGAAAAAACCAUCUUGCGUGACUGCUUCGGGCGGUUUCGCCCGGGCGAGGUCUGCGCCAUCAUGGGAGAAUCGGGGUCGGGGAAAUCCACGCUGUUGAACCUUUUGUCAGCCCGGAUGAAGUGGAGCGGACGUUUGUCGAAGAAGGCGGAUAUUCACGCUGCGCCGCAGUUGUGUGCACGAGGAAGUAUUGACUCGACGCCAAAGCCGUUUCCGCACGGAGAUAUUGCAAGUGCAGACGCGAAGCUUGCCGAUGUUGAGCGGGACGAUCAAGUCGAAGCAGGAGGUGAUGACACGCAUCUUUUGUUACCUGCUGCUGCUCAACGAGAGGCAGGACAACAGCUACAGCCUUUCGACCCGAUUUCUCCCCGGGACCACAAGUUCACGAAGCUUUUCGGUGAUUUGCAGGAUGAGGUUGCGUAUGUCUUUCAGGAUGACCAACUUCUCGCCACCGAAACCGUUUUCGAAACCGUGAUGUUCUCUGCCCAACUGUAUCAAAUGCAAAAAUGUUUGGGUCCGGAAGGUUACCAGGUUUGUCAUGCAUAUUUUACAUGAUUCGGGAUGUCUGUAAUGCAUGAUCUGGCAUCACAUAUUUUUAGAGGCCUUCCUGAUGCGUAUCCCGCAUGACAAAUGCCCUCCCCGCGUAGCACAAAGUGGGCUCCUAUUGCUGGUCAUGCAAUACAGAUUUUUUUAGAGUCCAAAGUUAGCAUCACAAGUUGCAUUCUUCCAGACCCAGACACUUUUGCAGUUGAUAAACUGCGCCGCCCGGAUUUGAGCAAAGAGGAACGGCUGGAAAAGGUGAACGAAUUAUUGGAAGUGCUCGGCCUGACCGCCUGCAAAGACGUGAAGAUCGGCAGCGCGCUCUCCAAGGGCAUCAGCGGCGGGCAGCGGAAGCGCACUUCCGUUGCGGUGGAGCUGGUGAUGGAGCCGAAAAUUCUGUUUUUGGACGAACCGACGUCUGGGCUGGACAAUCCUUCCGCGGAACGGUUGACCGCGUUCUUGCAGCACUACGCAAAGGAGAAAAACGCGACCGUGGUGUGUACCAUCCACCAACCGUCGGAGUACGUUUUGCAGCAGUUCGACCGGGUUUUGGUGUUGCAGAAGGGAAAGACGGCGAUUUUUGGCACGCCGAAACAGAAAGCCUGCUUCUCCUUCGCCGAGGAUCAAACGGGACAAAUGGAGACGGAAACUUCCAUCACGCAAAUCAUGGAAGCUGCGGGCCGGAAAAUGCCAAUGGAGUACGGGUCUAUGCUCGGGCAGUGGCUCUCGAAAGUGAUGGCGGAAAUGACAGAGGACGAGAUGGGAGUGAUGCAACAGAAAUCCAAGGAAAGCUUCCAGCGGUUGUGUACCGCGGAAGUGAUGGCUCGUGCAUCUACUACUGAAGUAGAUCCGAACGACACGUCGGCGAAAACAAAAUCCAAAUCGAUCAAGAGCAAAGACCUCGGUCGCGCCAACCUGUUUGUCCAGUUGGGCUCUUUGAUCGCCCGCGAUUUCCGUAAAUUGUACCGAGAUUACAGUACUUUGGGUCUCUCCGUCGGGUCCGCGGUGUUUAUGCCGAUUUUGACGUUGAUGUUCUGGUGGGCGUUCCGCACCUCGCAAUUGGAGGAAGACCAGGACUUCCAGACUUUUUCCGGUUACACGGACUUUGUCGCGGGCAGGACGUCGCUGCUCAUCCUUGUGAAUUUGUCCAUCGGGUUCCUGAACGCCAUGCCGGUCGUUGCCACCUUUCCGACGGAGCGCCCGAUUUUCCUGCGCGAGUACAGUUCCAAGAGCUACAACGUUUUCAGCUACUUUUUUUCCAAACUGGUAAUUGAGAUUAUCCCUUUGGUGGUGUCGGUGUUGAUUGUUCUGUCUUUGACAAAACUUUCCCUGGGUUUGUACGCGAACUUCGGAUUAGUCUUCGUUGCCUCCAGUACCUUAGCCGUGACCACCAGCAGUCUGGCCUUACUGGUCAGUUCCUGUACCAGCACGGUGACCGAGGCGAUUCAACUCUUGGCUUUGUUGGUCACCUUGCAGUUCAUGUCCUCCGGCGCGUUCUUUGCGGUGAAGUACAUUCCGGUCGGGGUUUACGGCAUGCGGUACUUGUUUGGCGUCAAAUUCGCCUCGAACAUCAGUCUGCGGAGCGAGUUUAAGCAACUGAGUGAAGAGAAGUUUUUGGAUUUCGGCCCGCAGAACGCGAUGAUCGGGCUGCCGGGAAAUUCCACCGCUUUGCUCGAACAAAUCCAUGACGAGCAGGACAUUAUGAUGCCGGGGGCCAACCCGCAAGCCACGGAUGCAAUCGACUUUGCGUAUCUACUGAUGCCGUUUUUUCUCUACCGCUCGCUGGCGGUGCUGAUUUUGCACCUGCGCAGUCGCUACGCGGUCAAGUAAGUAGGCCGGGGGCGCGGGGUUUAAGCUUGGAGAACGUCAUUGUUGCGGGACACAAAUGACAGUCAUACAGAGUUGAAGACGCAGUUAUAACUUGUACGAUGAUAGACACAUUGACAUUCACGAGCUCUUUCUUUAACUACAGUAUACUUUUUACCAGGGCAGUACAUGUAUGAUUUUGAAACGAGACUCUGCUCGUGACUCGCUAGUAAAUUAAGUAAGAAGAUAAAGAUUAUUUUGAUGAACGGGUAAGUGAUAGCCCACAUUGCACAAGAAAAGGACCUAAGGCAGAAGAGCAAAGCCAAAGCAGCUCUCCCAAGUAGUGCUUUUUGUUGAAAUACCGCUAACCAUGUGAGAAGAAAGAGCAACUUGCAACAAAACAAACAAAACAUAUGAAGAAAAGGAUCGGAAACAAAUCCAGAGAAGUGCAAGCAAUGAUCUAAAUCUGAGAUGAAAACUUGAACAAGACGAAAAGGAACAGCGCAUGGAUGUCCUUGUUUUACUCACACACAGACAGAGACGCUAGUACGACAUUUUGGUCCGUCUACUACGUGCUUUGUUGACGUUUUGUUAGGAAUGAGGCUGUGGCUCGUCAUCUUCUAUACUAUGCUUCUGUGCGUCUGCUAUUUGCUGUAGAGUUCUAGUAGUAGUCUCCUUUGUGCUAGCUGCGUGAGCAAGCUCAAGUGAACACAAAGAAUAGGCACUACUUGUACUCGUUUGCUUCGUGCACGCCGCACCUCAAUUUGUUAGGAAUGAGGCAGAUACUAGAUUGCUGCCCUGUAGCUGCUCUUAAACCGUUAAACAUGGUGUAUAAUGAACAGAGUUUUUAUGCCAUAGGUGCGCUUCUAUUUCUUAAAGAAAUAAAGGAGUUUAUCCUUAUCUGGAAAAAACAGAAAUCUCGUAAGUCGACUGGACACGGGGAUUGGUUCGGCGAACUCAUUGGAAGCAGCAC
Messenger RNA from Amoebophrya sp. A120, 3532 nucleotides. The record is from the annotation of a GenBank genome assembly. NCBI's taxonomy places the organism in Eukaryota, Dinophyceae, Syndiniales, Amoebophryaceae.